This is a messenger RNA of Aspergillus nidulans FGSC A4, 1178 nucleotides long. RefSeq lists its product as uncharacterized. NCBI's taxonomy places the organism in Eukaryota, Fungi, Ascomycota, Eurotiomycetes, Eurotiales, Aspergillaceae. The transcript has 2 exons. Bases 99 to 1178 code for a protein of 359 amino acids. The record is from RefSeq and is a predicted model, not a curated record.
CUCCUGCGAUACAAGGAACUUCCGGCCUAAACUCAUCUACUUACGCUCGGUCAACAGGCUAUCGCAGCCACGCAACAAAUAAUAGCCCGCGCACCAUAAUGGCGCACAACGCCAUGGGCAGGCUCCUCCGCUGCCAAACUCCGACCACCUUCCACCAGUCAGUCAAUCUGACACAAAAACGCAGCUGGUCAGCAAGAACAAUCCCUUCGCUAGCCCCGACACACUCCCCAGAACUUGACCAACUCCUCAACCGUUUCCGCGACGAACUAUUCAUCCCCCAUUCCCUAAAUAUCCAGCAGCGAAACCUGAUAUACCGUCCACGCAAUGCCAACAAGCUAAAUGGACACCCGAUUAUCGUGUCAAUCGGCCCCAAGGAAGAGCCGUAUCAACUUCGCUCAAUCGACCUAUUUUCAGUGCCAACGACGAACGAUAAGUAUCGCGUAUUAACCCUGAUGCAUGAGACGAAAAACUGGUCAAACCUGGCUACAUUUCUUAUUGGAAUUCACAAGUCGGGUAUGGUGAUUCGUCAGGAUCGCUGGGAAUGGCUGGUGCGGAAAGCCGGAAGUUCCAAUGGGUUGGGGCACCUCUUGAUGUGUGCGCAGCAGUCAGAGGCAACUAAGUUCAAGCUGAAAAACGUGUCCGUCGUUGAGCGGCUUUUCUUCGAGCUUCACCUGGCAGGGCAGCGGAUUGAUUUCACGGGUGAGGGCAUCGCGAGAAUCCAGGGCCUUGCGAAGUCAUUUGCGCUUUUGAUGGAAACUCCAGAACACGCUGUUCGUGACUUAGAGAGAGAUCCCAAGAGGAGUGCCCUAGUUAUUGGUACAUUGCUCGAGCUUUCCGCUGCUCGCGCUCUGAGUGAGGGCGGCAGCAAUGCCAGUCAGGUCGAGGCUUACGCACGGCGUCUUCUUGCCAGUCUGAAGGACCAGAACCUCAGCGCCGAAGGGCAGGACUGGUUGUCUAACGAUCAGCUCCUGCAACGGAUUGUACCAUGUUACAACGGAUUGAAGCUUGCUUUGCAACUGGAUGAUAUAGCUCAUAACAAACACAUCUCGUCAGCGCUGAAGACGCGUGCGAAUGAGCUUGGCAUGUUUAUCGCAAAAAUCAAGAAAAUGACACCCAAGGACGUGCGACAAAAGCCUACAAUCGGCCUGGCACAGGCUCAACUGCUGCAUCAGAACUGA